GUCGCCAGUUACUGGGUGGCCGCCUCGCUGCGACCAAGCCUCCGAGCCGCCUGCGCCGGCACCACACGCCACCAGGUUCGCUGACCCCGUCUCCGCGGGUGCUCUCUUCUGGAAUCUGCUCUGGCGCCUCUCUCGAGAGAAGUGAACAGUCUCCACCAGCAGCAGGAGCUCAUCUGUGAUCGUGUGCUCACACCUGUUCUCGCCGAAAACGCGCCGCGGCCGGUGUGAAAGUGCUCGAGUUUCAAGUGGUAACCAGUCAGUGAAACUGUGGUAAUCGGGAAAGGCCAGUGUCGGUUGGGCCAGACAGUCUCUCGUUUGUGGAAUGUCUGUAGGCAAAGUGAGCUCCUGACACUGAGCAGUUUCCUCCCUCUCAACAGUGCACAGAAACGCAAAAGAUCUUUACAAUGGAAGAAGUAGUGGCUAGAUCCAGCAGCAUCCCUCCACCGCUGCCGCCCAAGACGCGCAACAGGACGCAGCAGCUGUCCAACUCGUCCAACAGCAGCAGCAGCAGUGGCGAGAUCCUCACCACGUUCACUUUCCCCGAAAUGCGCAGCGUAAACCUGGUCUCCACCGCGCAGCAGCAGCAACAGCAACAGAUACAAGAGCAGCAGCAGCCGCAGGGGCACGUCGUGAAAAUACGCAUCAAUCCGGAGCAGGAGUCUGUGGACUACGCGCCUACAGACGGCUGCAUAAGGAUCAGUGUGAACGGGACCAGCUCGCACCACCACCACGAGACAGUCAUAGACACCUCUGUCGGCAGCGGCGACGACGCGAUACUGCGCCGCAGCACCGGCGAGAAAUCGUCGGCGACAGUGGUGACUGCGCCGACGCCCGACCGCGGGCCCGGGGCGCCGUACUACUUUUACAACUCGUUCCCGUCGGCCAGCAUGGUGAUAUCGAGCGGCCAGUCUUCUCCCAGCGACACGCUGGACAGCGGCACCUGCAGCGACCUGGACGGCAGCACGCCGCCACCGCUCCCCAAGAAGACCUCCGGAUCGUCGCCGCCACCCCCGAGACCGGUCGCCGCGGUCGUCAAUACUUCCGCAGCUCCGGGCGGUUCCACCGUGGUCGGGAACACAGUUACCGUCACCGUGAACGGCGGUGUCAGCGCCAGCACUUCUGCGCUCACCGCCUUCCACCAGCGCAACGGCAGCCUCACCAGCAGCGGCGCCGAGGUGGACUCUGAGGACGAGGAAGUGGACGACGACCGCAUCAGCUGCGACUCACUCAACAGCCGCGAGCUGUCGUCGCUCUCCGUCAUCUCCACGACCGCCACCAACGAUAGCGGCAUUGUGCUCUCGCUGGGGGCUUCCGUCGAUAAGAUAACAGUGAACGCGCAGGAUUGCAGCCCGUCUCUGACAGAUAGCGGCAUCGAACGCGACGCGCCUCCGCCUCCACCGCCAGUCGCCGGCAUGCCCGUGUCCACGUCGCCGCCGCCUCCACCGCCGCCCCCAGUGGCAGAGGUCUCUCCGGCCACUCCGACGCCCCCUGCCAAGAGGCAGCGUCCGGAAGGCGGCUGCAUCUUGCCACAGAGCUUGCUGAACGAUAUCCGCGAGCGCUCUGCCAAGCUGAAUAGCGUGACCAACGGCAGCAGCCAUGGCAGUGGCUCUCUCAAGAAAAAGGUCACCAGGACCUGGAAGGACGCGACGCCAGCCUCUUCGCCCUCCACUGAGGAGGAAAAGGCGGCGGUACAGCCGAAGCUCAAACCGCUGAGCAUCGUCCCCAUCUACGACGACUCGACGCCAGUGAAGAAGCCGGCACUGGGAGCCACCCCAGAGGCUGAGGAAUCCGAGACCGACGGGACACCCCAACAGGUGGUACAACCUCAGCAGCAGCCGCCUCCGCCAGUGCCGAAAAAGCCGACGCCGAGUCACGCCCAACAGAACGGCGUCGACCAGAAGCCAGCACCCCUUACGAAGAAUGUAGUGAUAGUGGAACGUAAUUCGCCAACAUCGGACAAGAAGAUAAAUUGCGUGGUCCAGGAACGCACGUACGAAGACCGCAAGAAAGAGUGGGAAGAGAAGCAGCAGCAGCUGGCGCGUCAACAACAGCUCGCGGCAAUUCGCGGGUCCUUCAAAUACGAGGCUGACCGGUUCUACAAUUUCCACCUGAACGAGCACGCGCCCGACGACAGUGUCAUCGUUCCCACAUCGCCCACUACGCCAACGGGCAGACGCGACUCCAUCAGCUCCAACUGCUCCUCCGUUUUGUUGCAAGAUGACGGCCUGCCCGACGCUGAAGAGACGUUCGCCGGCCUGAAGAACAUCAGCGCCUCGUCGACCAUCCGCAGCGCCAAGGGCACGGUGCGUGGAGUGAAGAACCGGGUGCGCGCCGGCAUCGCCACCUUCCUCCAGAUACAAGACACCAAGAACUACAAGGAGAAGGAGGCCGGCAAGGUGGUGGUGUACACGACGACGAUGGGCGUGGUGCGCGAGACGUACCAGGCGUGCCUCAAGGUGCGCAACAUCCUGCGCACGCUGCUGGUGCGCUGCGAGGAGCGCGACGUCUUCAUGAGCCGUGAGGUGCAGACCGAGCUGCGGGAGCGCAUGCGCUGCGCCAGCGUCGUCGUGCCGCAGGUGUUCGUCGACGGCCAGCACCUGGGGGACGCCGAGACGAUCGAGAGGCUGAACGAGAGCGGGGAGCUGCGUAGAAUAAUGAAGCCGUUCAAGGACCCCACGGUGUGCCAUACGUGCCAGGUGUGCGGCGGCUUCCGGCUGCUGCCCUGCUCCGUCUGCAACGGCUCCAAGAAGUCGAUGCACCGCAACCACUUCACCUCCGAAUUCGUCGCGCUGAAGUGCAUGCACUGUGACGAGGUCGGCCUGGUGCGCUGCUACGCCUGCUCGUAAGCAGCGGCCCAACAAGACCACUGGCGUUCACGAGCGAGGGACUGGAACGCAUCGACCACCUAACACCUGGGUGCAUUCUACACGUGCUGCCCGAUAUCGACCAGCUGCGCGACGGGACACGCUUCGACGGGUCAUACCUAGAGGCCAUCGCUCCCAACACCUACUGCUUGUUGCUGUGCGGAAUUCUCUCUGUACUGGAUCUGGAACCGUUGUUUCGGUCCCUCUAAGGCGGAGGUGUGCUUCGUAGACGACUGGUUGUAGUACUUAAAGCUCACUUCCAGAUGACUGGGCAAAUGCCCCACUGUGAAUCCGUCUCACGUGCGAAGAGUUUCUGUCUCACGACUGAAUUUCUCUACUGCUGAGUGCUAUCAGAGAAUGACCGAGAACUCAUUUUGCUGCCCACAACAAGCCGUGACUCAUUGAAUUCACUUGCUUCGGAUAAGUCCGCAAUUUUCUAAGUAGCUGCGAUACAUAUUGUCAGAAUUCUCAACUAUUGAUCGAUGUUCGCGACAUGGUAUGGUCGCUUUAGUUUAUGGAGAAAAUUAAGCUCAAUAUAACGGAUACUUCCUGUUUCUUACAUUAAUCCCGUUUUCAUCAUUGGGCAGUGCUACAUUGUGCAGUAUUUACAUGCGAGAGAAGCUGCUUGGUGUACAAGGAAAAUGUGAAACUGAAACAUUUUCAUUCCAGAUUAAUAUAUUGAAUGUGUCGUAAAUGCUGUUAUUUCUAUUUUUAAGCAAAUUUUGUUGGAUGUGGUUCUGUUGUCGGCCACUAUGUAUCAGCUGUACUUAAAGACACUAAGAUCGUUACUUGGUUAAACAACAAGGGAGGUGCAUAUUCAUCACGAAGAAGAAUCAGAUAUGAUCCUAUAAUUCAGUAGUUAAGUCUUUAAUAAGGGUUUUAUGGGGAUCUGAGUCAUUUAGAGGUUGUUUUAGUAUUUUAAGUUCCCGUGAAGACAUCCCUACGUGGUUUCUGUUGCUGGAGAUUGAAUGAAGGACACCAGUCAAAUACUUUUGGCUUCUUUGAUAACAUAGGAGAAAACUGUCAGGAGCCACUUAUAAGGACUGCGCCAAAAAUUGCAAAAAUUGUAGUUAUUAUGUCACCUCUUUCAUUUGUAGGCCUAAUUAAUCUUCUCAACCGAGCAUCGAAUAUGUAUCACAUGGAGGAAACUGAUACAGAAGUACCUCGUGAGUACUUCGAAAGUUUCGAAUUGUGUCAGAUAUCCUCUGAAGUACUGUAUGAAAAAGAAUGCAAUGUCACUUGAAGACUAACCCUGAAGAAUAACUUGGCUGAAUGAUGAUUUUCACCGUUAUCCAAUUCUCUAAAUUCCGAAGUGCUUACUUAAUACACUCCACCACUCUAGUAUCAUUUCUUCUUUCAAUCUACUUGCCAAGUUUUUAACGGACACUGUUUUAAUAGCAUUACUUUUAUCAGGGCUGAAGUCAUGCACCUGAUGGUGAGAUCUCAUUUUCUUUUUACGGGAAAUGAUUUGGGGAUUUUCGAAGGUGAUCGACACUUCUGCGUAAUAGCUCUUCACCAGCAUUUAUCAUCACCGGAGUCGAUGUGUUUUUAUAUAGCCAUUGCGUCUCCUAUUUUUGCAAAAGGCUGCACUCCACCAGAAGCUCGUCAGAUCACACACAAUUCUUGUCCUCACUGCUUAUGGGUCUCUUCAGAACAGAAAUCCUUUUAAUGCACUUUUGACGAAAUAGAUGUGUAAAUAAAAAAUUAAAUGAGUCAAGAAUGAUGACUGAUGCGUUACUUUGAUUGUUUGGAUUACUUAAUCUGUUCUGGAUGUAGUGCUCAACAUUGUUUCACUUAGGUAACCAGGCCAUAUUUCAUUUAUGAAAAUUUGAAAUACACUCUUAAGGGAAUACAGUUCAUUAUGUAUCAUACUGUAACGAGGACAUCAAAACUACCGAAAUUUCGUAGUGAGAAGCUGUGAAGUUUAAUUUAAAGGAGCUAUCGAAAGUAAUAAAAAUCAUGAAUGUGUUUUACUAAUACAUUAUACAUGUAAUUGAUGUCAACAGAGGCGACUAUUUUGAUUAGAAACGAGAAUAUUUGCUCAAGAACUGAACAUUGUACAAUUUGUGCAGACACGAAUGUAGACCUUAGUAGAAAAGGAUAUUCACAUAUGUACUUACAUUGUAAUUAUGUAAUAACGCUAUGAAUAAUGGUGCUCUAAAUUAUAAUUUAGUUUAGAAUUUAGGCAUAACGCACUGGCGCUAGCGAGUGAAGGUGCUUAUUUCUACGCAGCAGUGAAGCAUGUAACUCAUGGUGUUCUUUUGUUAUGUUAUUUUUCUUUUCUUUUCUUUCUCAUAGAGAUAAGCAGUUUAUUUUCUUUGUUGAACUGCAAAACUUCAUCCUAAUAUAUAAGCAAGAUUUACGACAGUGUUUCCAGACUCUAUGAGUCUGAUUAAGAAAGCAUCCUGUUAGCUCGAAACGAGGUUAAGCCCAACGGAACUGAUAUGAAUAGCAAUUGCUAUGCACAGAUGUGUUUCACCAGAGACUUUAUUUUACUAGACCAAGAGCCUCGGACUAUUUUGUACCUCCAUCAUCAAGUAGAGUCAAUCAAUGUAGAUUUGCUUGAGUGCUGAACUAUCUGUAUUACGAAACGAGGACAAUGUGGUUACAAUACGUGUCAAUCGCAAAUUAUGCAGUGUUGCGAGAAUCCCAACAGCACUGUUGGACAGCUUUUGGUUGUCAGUGGCUACUUCCCAAAAUCGUACAUUCUGUUCAAUAUUACUUAUAAACAUAUGUGUCUUUCCAUCAAUAUCACCUCUCUCUUUCUACCUCUCACUCUAUUUCUGUAUUCGUUAUCACACAUGUAAACGCAUAGCGAAAGAGUUGGCUACUGAAAGUGAUAACCCACAUAUUUUGUAAAUAUGAUGUCACAGAUACAUUGUGAUUUGGGAAUAUUUCCCUUCCAGCUGGAGAAACUUAAUGUCUGUGUAGUUCUUACCACACGUGCCACAGGUGGCAAGAGAGUUCAGAAGUAUGGAGUUUGGGUACUUGGUGAUAAUAGAUAGAUUCCAUCAUAAUUAACAGCAAGAACAGACUCGGCUGAAAAUAUAUCAUAAUAGAAGCAAAAACGUUCCAGUAAACACGUGUCUCCAAACAAGAUGUUUGUUUAGAUCGCUGUUGAAAUUUGGUAUACAGCCACCGCAGACUUCAGUAUGAAAUAUAUUCUAGUUAGUAGAAAUACAAGGUGAUACAGCUACCCCGAUCUAUUGCUUUUAUGCAACUCGCUUCAACUUGGAAAACCACGCAGGAGAUUUUCAUAUUGUCUCGCUCACGUGUGAACUAUUAGUCCUAAACAAAAAGAUGAAAAUGACAUUUUUGUCUAAGAAAUUUAAUGUAGUUAAGCAGGUUUUGGGUUGCAUAAAACCUAUAAGUGCGGGUAGCUAAGUCACUUGUAUGUUAGAAAUGUAGAGUUUCCGGUUAAAUCCUCAUAUAAGUGGGCUUGAAAUUCACCCAUGGGAUAUCUUAACAAGUCAUACAAUACUACUUCAUCAUUUUCGAUGGUACAAUGUACUGUGGACUACUUCUAUCUAUUGAAGCAGCUGUUCCAGGUAUCGCGCUCGCGUUUGGAAGCAAUAGGAUACAAUUGUUUGCAAUGAGCUACACUCACCCGCAAAUUAUCUCGCACAGUGCACGAUUCGUUGCGUCGGUUCUCCAAUCGUACCACGGGGAGUGCUGUGCACUUCACUUGUCUGCUGACCGUAAAACAAAACGAAAAAUAGUGAGAUCAGGUGAUCACAGAGGCCAAAGUAUACAGGUACUGCACGACCUGUACAUCUUGGACAAGUUUGAAGUGUUAGAGUCAUCGGCAGCAAAAUGUUCAAGUGCAUGCAUGUACCUUAUUUUCUAACCACAGGCCACGGUUGUAAUUUGAGCCUAAUUUGGUGGUUACUUAAUCGAAAAUUUUACAAAUUACGUUUAUUCUAAAAAGCGCAAUAUUUCAUACUGAAGCCAAAGGCGGCAGGUGACGACUAUUCGUAGUUACUUCACAGUGGCUCGCUUGGGGAUCUAAGAAUAAUGGCACGUUUUUGCUUUUACUAUCGUGUGGUUGCACGUGAGUCAGUUUCACAUUAAUUUGAAUACAUCUUGUAUACAUAUUUUGUUUUUCUGCACUCUUCCCCUAUCUCUCAUUUUGUUUUUUGUUCCCCUUUAUCAGCUGCCUGCAUACUUAGCUUCGAGCGCCGUCAAUGAUACCGAACUAUAUCUAUAGCUGCUCUGCAAGAUAUGGAAAUGGUAUGUCCCUUAAAACUACAAAAGACGCUCCUAGAUGGAAUGCCUUGGCUAAUAAAGAUUUCAGCUUCGGGCUACGGCCGUCAGCAGAGCAGCAGACGUUUGAUGGCCCUACUCGUGCAGCUGAUUGCUUAAGCUGGCUAGGGUAACUCCAGCAGAGCCGCUUCUGCGCCUGCGCGUCAGAAUGCCAGCCGGCAGCUCACCGGUUCGGAGAUUACGGAAAUCUUGUUACUCAGAUGGAACGCAUUACGCGGCUAAAAGGAAAUUACGUGCGAAUAAAGUGGCCGUUGUGAAACAAGAGACCCACGUCCCGAAACCGUAUCAGCGGCGCUCCGACCAGCGAGUAACUGCCAACUGCUGUGUUUUCUGCUCCGUUUCUGCUCUUCUGUAAUUUGUUUAAUGACUAAAGCUGAUGUAUAAUGAAUUAUGUAAAUAAAGAGAUGUUUACUUUA
This is a messenger RNA of Schistocerca gregaria, 7543 nucleotides long. Its product is annotated as mucin-5AC-like. The coding region runs from base 405 to 2846 and encodes 813 amino acids. Gene Ontology annotation, biological process: sensory perception of sound. The record is from RefSeq and is a predicted model, not a curated record. The transcript is spliced from 4 exons. NCBI's taxonomy places the organism in Eukaryota, Metazoa, Arthropoda, Insecta, Orthoptera, Acrididae.